Molecule: messenger RNA, 742 nt
Organism: Capsicum annuum
Lineage: Eukaryota; Viridiplantae; Streptophyta; Magnoliopsida; Solanales; Solanaceae
Product: myb family transcription factor PHL8
Molecular function (GO): DNA-binding transcription factor activity; DNA binding
Source: RefSeq, a predicted model, not a curated record
UAAAGUGAGAACGGGAUUAUAUCAGGAUAUCACUAGGAAACAUAAGAAAAAUUAUUUAAAGAAAAAAAGUUUGAUAUGAAAUGGGGAAAUGAAAGAAAAGAAGGGCCACAGCUCAUAGGAGCAUAUAUUCCCUUACAACAUAUGUUUCCAGAUAUGGAGUGAGAAACAAACAUGGGACACCCUUAACAAACUUCCCAAUUAUAUAUAGCUGCCACAUUUUUUAGCCACAAAGCAACCUCUUUUCUAUAUGUUUCAAUUCAAAAAUACACACAUAUUGUACCUUGUCAUCCUAGUAACUUGUCCAAAAAAAAUAAAACAUGGCUCUUCAAAAUACACAACAAAGUAAAGAUAUGAACUUAGUUUUGUCAAGUGAUGCCAAGCCUAGACUAAAAUGGACUCCUGAUCUUCAUCAACGAUUCGUCGAUGCAGUCUCUCAACUAGGAGGUCCAGACAAGGCUACACCAAAAUCAUUGAUGAGAGUGAUGAACAUUCAUGGGCUAACUCUGUAUCACCUCAAGAGCCAUUUACAGAAAUAUCGUCUAGGAAAAAGUCAGGUGACUGAUCAAUCUUUUGAUGAAAAGAAACAAGAAGGUAAGUUGGAAUUGUGUACAAUAGCACAUGAUGAUGAUACAAAGGAAAAUGAAAUAUCCAAAAGCUUAAAUCAGAGGACUUAUUUUGAUGCAGAGAGUGAUCAGUUGUCACUUGGAGUUUCAUGUGAUGGAUCUCAGAAUCAAAUGAAUGA